AUACAGUAGGGGUUAAAGAAAACAAGCGGAAGAUGGCGGAAGAAGUGAUAGGAGAGGGAGAGGUAGGAAUAUUUCGGAGCAGAGAGGCGGAGACAGAUUUUAGUUGGGCAGCACGCGCGGGUGACGUGAUAUUAAUUAACACGAACCCUUCGACUCUCUCUCUCCCUCUUCUGUGUUCGCACGUUUACCCUUGGAGGCGUGGAGCCGAGGGUUCAAGUGUCACACGAGGCUCACACAGACGUGCGCGCACACCUUGCGAAGAGCACCGACGAGCGGAAGCUGGAAAGGCUCCUCUGGCGGCAAAACGAUCCGCGACGCGGGAACCUUGUUACAACCUUUACGCCACAAUAAGAAUCGUCCCCGUGGAAACGACGAUCGCGACAAUCGGCGGAGGGCCAAGCAGCCGUGAUAUGUUCCCCUCGUCAGCGGCGAUGCUGAAGAAUCUGCAGCAAAGUGCCAUGACCUCGCCCUUCUUGAUGGAGAACCUGCUCCAGAGCAAGGCGUCGCCGGGAACAGACCUCACCAGUCUGACCUUGAACUGGGCGGCGAGUCUGGUGGCGCGACAGCGCGAGCGAGAAUGCGAGGCGAAUCUCAGACUCGUCCGCGACAGAUCACCGAGCGAUCUCGUUCAGGAUCACUUGGAUCAACGUUCCGGCGGGCGCGAUCGCAUGAUGAUCGAUCAGCAGAGAUCGAGCGGCGGGGGUAGAUCCGCCGGCGAACGGCAGCACCACGACAGGAUGCAGGACAGGAUCCUCCUUCAACGCGAGAAGGAGGUUCUGGAUCGUACCCCGAGACGCGAGAGCGUCUACGUCGACAUGGAGAACGAGAGGAUGGACCCGGUCGUCGAUCGGCUGUGCGCGAUGGAGAGGCUCUGCAACGAGAGGAUCGACAAUCGGUCCAACUCGGGGGUGGAAUCGUGCAACUCGAACGUCGACGAGGAUCCGAUUCCGGGCGCCGAGCUCGACGGCGGUCUUCAAGCGGCCGACAGGCCGGAUGAGAUGCUACUCGGCGAGCGGGUCUCCGCGUGCGAGCUCGACAGACGAUACGACCUUGGAUGCAGAAACGUCAUGCACACGUCCGACGAGAUGACGAUCGUAUCGGGGGAGAGGGACACGACGGGAGUGACGGCAGUGGCGGCGGUCGAGCGUGCCGUCGACAGAAUAGGCGAGAGGACCGCGAACGCCGUCGCCUGUUCCUGCGGCGAGGAGCAGUGCUCCGGCCCGGCGUGCAGGACCAUCCAGGAGAAGGAGAAGCCGCAGCUCAAAUUCAGCGUUAGCGCCAUACUCGGUGGCAAUCACGAUAGGAGGCCGCAUCCCGAUAAUUUUCAAGGACUUCCGCCAGAAGCGAUACCCGCCUUUUUGCAGAAUCUACAAAAUUCGGCGGGUUACAAUAUCGCCAAGCCGAUCGCGAGGCCAGCGGCUUAUCACCCUUAUCACAGGCCGAGUCAUCAACCCCCUCAACGACACUUACCACCGAACGCUCAUCACACGCUGCAACAACUGUUCUACAGAGGCCCAUAUCUGACAGUUGCUGGUUCCGGGAGCGGAACUCAUCAUCCUGGCACACCCGGCGGAGGUGCCGUGUUUCCGGGCGCUAUCCAGGGUACUAUCGGUGAUUUUUCCGGGACCGGUUUGGUUUUUCCAUGGGCGACGAACGCGCGCGGAAAACCUCGUCGAGGGAUGAUGAGGAGGGCCGUCUUCUCGGAUCUUCAGCGUCGCGGACUCGAGAAGAGGUUCCAGAUACAAAAGUACAUCAGCAAGCCGGAUCGCAAGAAGCUUGCCGAGAAACUGGGUCUCAAAGACUCGCAAGUGAAGAUUUGGUUCCAAAAUCGACGCAUGAAGUGGCGAAACAGCAAGGAGCGAGAGCUGCUGGCAACCGGCGGUUCGCGCGAACAGACGUUACCGAACAAGAAUAAUCCCAAUCCGGAUCUGAGCGACGCCGAUGGGGAUAGGCCGAGGAUGGAUCUGAGCGACGUGAGUCCGCUCACGAGUCCUCAAAGGCCCGAGGAACAAACGGAGAACGAAGAGGACGAAGAGAUCAACGUCACGUGAUAAAGCACACCGCUGUACCCAGCAUUCUGAAGUAGCGAUAGCUCAUAAUCAUUUGUGAACCGAGAUUACCGGCUGGACCAAAAGAAAAAUUUUAAAUAAAAUGCAGAUUCGGUAGGCAUUUGACAAAAUUAAAGUAUCUAUAAAUUCAGAGUUUAAAUUUUUCAUUUUUACUAUGUGUAUAUUAUUGCAGUUUCAAUACCGAUUAUAUAUUACCGAGAUGAAAGCAGAUACAUCUCUUCUUAAUCUCUUUUUGAAUCAGUAUUACAGCACGGAUUUAUUUUACGUCGAUAAUUAUGCAAAAUAUUGAUCAAGUUGAAGACAGUUAAUUGUUAAAUUUAAUCGUACAUGUUUUCAGCUGGCCAAUUUUUACGACUAUAUUUGCAGAUGAUUGGAUUAUUGCAGAGUGUUUUAAAUUCCUUGUACGAAAAGAAUGCGACUUUACAUUAAUAUAUUUCGUCUCAUUUAAUUCUUAAAUUUUCAGUGACGAAUCUUCAAUUAUCUCUAAUGGUCAUUGUCUUCAACAUUUUUUUUCAUCUUAUAUUACUUGUGGUUUAUUCUUCGAUAGCAGCAUGUGUUGUUGGUCCUGAGUAAAAGGAUACGACGAAUGAUGUAUUAUAUUGUAAUUAGCGAUGGAUGUACCUUCAAGGAGUCUUCUAUAAGCCAUUGUAUAAGGUUGUAUUAGACGUAACGUUACGAUUCCGGAAAUAUGUACCUAAGUCUCUAUUCAUAGACCGUGAUCGCGCGGCCAAAUCCAAAUGUAAUUACAUUCAUUGUGAUUCAAUAUAAUCUAUGUAAUAUAUUGAAAUAAAACUGUCUAUAUGCUAAGUGAUUUACACUUCUAAUAUCAAUGUAUAAAUGAAA
Molecule: messenger RNA, 2912 nt
Organism: Nylanderia fulva
Lineage: Eukaryota; Metazoa; Arthropoda; Insecta; Hymenoptera; Formicidae
Gene: Dbx
Product: homeobox protein Dbx
Biological process (GO): regulation of transcription by RNA polymerase II
Molecular function (GO): DNA-binding transcription factor activity, RNA polymerase II-specific; DNA binding
Source: RefSeq, a predicted model, not a curated record